Cryptosporidium ubiquitum is the source of this 756-nucleotide messenger RNA. Its product is annotated as 60s ribosomal protein L7. Gene Ontology annotation, cellular component: cytosolic large ribosomal subunit. The coding region runs from base 1 to 756 and encodes 251 amino acids. Gene Ontology annotation, molecular function: structural constituent of ribosome; RNA binding. The transcript has a single exon. The record is from RefSeq and is a predicted model, not a curated record. Gene Ontology annotation, biological process: maturation of LSU-rRNA from tricistronic rRNA transcript (SSU-rRNA, 5.8S rRNA, LSU-rRNA). NCBI's taxonomy places the organism in Eukaryota, Apicomplexa, Conoidasida, Eucoccidiorida, Cryptosporidiidae.
AUGUCAAGAUUCGUAACAAAGAGAGUUCCUCCAAGUGAGUCAAAGAAACUAAAAUUGGAGCGUAAUCAAAAGAUAUUCUCCAACAUUCAGUCUAAGAUUAAGAAUGAUAGAGUUAAAUUGAAUGAAUUACGUAAGAAGGCUAAGAUUGAGGCAUUUGAUUUACAAAAGCAAUACAAGAAACAUGUCAAAUCUAUUGUUGACUUAAAAAGACAGGCUAAGCAAAAUGGAGGUUUAUAUCGUCCAGCUGAACCAAAAGUUGCCUUUGUUAUACGUCUUAAAGGUAUCAAUAAGUUAUCUCCCAAGGUUAGAAAAAUCUUCCAGUUAUUUAGAUUACGUCAGAUUAAUAAUGGUGUAUUCUUACCAAUUAAUAAAGCAACUACUGAAAUGCUCAAGGUUAUUGAUCCAUUUGUAGCUUAUGGGUACCCAUCUAUUUCUAUGAUCCGUAAGUUACUUUAUAAGAGAGGAUACUUGAAGGUUGGAAAGAAAGGUAGUUAUCAGAGAGUACGUAUUCAAGAUAAUUCUAUUAUUCAAAAGAGACUUGCUUCUAAAGGUGUCUAUGGUAUUGAAGGUAUGGUUCGUGAAUUAUUCUUUUGUGGAGAACAAUUUAAGGCUGUUUCUUCUCUAUUAUGGCCAUUCAAGCUUUCCUCUCCAAAUGGUGGAUUUGUUCGUAAGUCCACCAGAUUUACUGAGCCCAGAGGUGGAGACUGUGGUAACAGAGAGCAUUUGAUCAAUAAGCUUAUUGAUAGAAUGUGUUAG